CACUCUUGCGGCCGGACUGUGGCGCUGCAAUCCAGUCUUGCUACUCGGUCCACGGGACUUCGCGGGACGCGCAGGGACGUUUGUACUGCCUCUAGGAACACCAGUCUACCUGGUUCCGCCCGUACCCCACUUUGAGGCCUCGGUCAUGUUCAGGGCCCAGCUGAGGCGAGCUCUUCAGCGAGUGCCUGGGAAGCAGCGAUUCGGCAUCUACAGAUUCCUGCCCUUCUUUUUUGUCCUGGGAGGAACGAUGGAGUGGAUCAUGAUUAAAGUGCGCGUGGGCCAGGAGACCUUCUAUGAUGUCUACCGUAGAAAAGCUUCAGAAAGACAGUAUCAGAGAAGGCUGGAAGAUAUAUCAGAAACCAAUCUUCAUAAGCUAAUAAAGUGAACUUUCAGUGUU
This is a messenger RNA of Rattus norvegicus (Norway rat), 397 nucleotides long. It is a transcript of the gene Uqcc5, whose product is annotated as ubiquinol-cytochrome c reductase complex assembly factor 5. The record is from RefSeq and is marked validated. NCBI's taxonomy places the organism in Eukaryota, Metazoa, Chordata, Mammalia, Rodentia, Muridae. The transcript is spliced from 2 exons. The coding region runs from base 146 to 385 and encodes 79 amino acids.